AUGCCGGCGCCCUUCAAGCCGGUCCUUGUACGACCAGACAACUUUCUGGAUGACGAUUUUGAUCGAAACGACGAAGAGAGGGUCCGUCCUCCAUUAACAAGUCUACAGCCACGUCUGCAACAUCUAAGCAGAUACGUGCACGCUGCGAACGAGAACUGGAGUCUUCAGCUACUCUCACGUCUGAAAGAUCUAAGCAAGUACGUGCACACUACGGACAGUACUUCGGGUCGUCAGCUCUUCCCACGUCUGGAAAAUCUAAGCAAAUACGUGCUCGCUGCGGACAGUACCUUGAGUCGUCAGCUACACCCACAAGACAUUAUUAAGAACCUGGGUCUCUCAGCUAGUCUGGAUAAGGAGCAAGACGGUGAACGGCUUUUGGUUUGGUUUGCGUGCGUCAUGGUAUACCGACGUCGAGGGAAUCACUAUGGCGACAAGGACAUCAUUGAUAAUCUGGCGACUGAUGCGAACAAAGGCAACUUUGCGCGACUUCUCCAUCAUUUUCGGGGCCACCCCGCCAUGAUCAGUUUCACUGACAAUUUGCAGCGAGAGCUUGCCACGAAGUACCCGGAUACGUUGGACACGAUUAUCCAUUUAUGGCUGGACUCCGGAUUGAAACCUGACGAAGUCUUCCCACUCUUGCCUAUUGCAGCUAUCGCUCCGUUUACACUUAACGACAAAACGAUUCAUUUAACCAUCAUUGAGAACCUGUCAAUAUGGAUGCAUUAUGUUGGUGAAUUCCGAGCAAGAUACGGGGUCUACAGUGAUAAAGAUGUCGUGAUGGUGCUGGUGAAAAACAGAGGAGAAGACGAGACUAUGGCGUUUCUCCACGGGAUACGAGGCAUCGUCUACUUCAAGGUAUACAGUACUAGCUUGAUGGAAGCGCUGGUCUCGACAUACCCACGGACUAUUCCGAAGAUAGUAACGAUAUGGCUGAAGUCGAACAUAAGCCCUUUCGAAGUCUAUAAGAUGAUGCCCAUUGCAGCGGUGAAGGAAAUUGGUUUCGGCUCCGAUAUUAUUGCGGCUGCAAUCGCGUUCAAGUGGUUUCUGGGGUAUGUGCGGAUCUUCCGAGCUACCAGAAACAAUGAAUUUAGCAUCCAUUCCGUCGUUGGGCUAUUGCUGAAAGGAAGCAGAACUAAACUGGGCGUGACAAACGUGCUCAAACAGAUUGGGAAAGACAAAAAAUGGAAAGGAUUUAUAAAAGAGGUGCUGGAAGCGAUGGAGGACAGCAGGUGGUACAACAAGCACUGA
Messenger RNA from Hyaloperonospora brassicae, 1248 nucleotides. The record is from the annotation of a GenBank genome assembly. Lineage: Eukaryota; Oomycota; Peronosporomycetes; Peronosporales; Peronosporaceae.